Nematolebias whitei (Rio pearlfish) is the source of this 2790-nucleotide messenger RNA. RefSeq names its product metabotropic glutamate receptor 6-like. Gene Ontology annotation, cellular component: membrane. The record is from RefSeq and is a predicted model, not a curated record. Gene Ontology annotation, molecular function: adenylate cyclase inhibiting G protein-coupled glutamate receptor activity. Gene Ontology annotation, biological process: regulation of synaptic transmission, glutamatergic; G protein-coupled glutamate receptor signaling pathway. NCBI's taxonomy places the organism in Eukaryota, Metazoa, Chordata, Actinopteri, Cyprinodontiformes, Rivulidae.
AUGGUACUGGAGGCCUGUUCAUCGUAUCUGUUCUGCUGGCUCUGUUCAUUGUCGACCUGCCAGACAUGGCUUCAGCUGCUUGGGGUUCUGCUGGUGGGCAUCAGCCCACCCUUGCAGGCCCAGCAGGGCUCCCAGCCUCAGUCCAUCAAAAUUGAAGGUGACAUCACCCUCGGCGGGCUCUUCCCCUUACACUCUCGGGGACCUGCUGGUAUCCCCUGCGGUGAGAUCAAGAGAGAAAAGGGGAUCCAUCGACUGGAAGCCAUGCUGUACGCCCUGGACCAGAUUAACAGCGACCCCGACCUCCUGCCGAACAUCACGCUGGGAGCACGGAUCCUGGACACCUGCUCCCGAGAUACCUACGCCCUGGAGCAGUCACUCACCUUUGUCCAAGCCCUCAUCCAGAAGGACAACUCGGAUGUGCGCUGCUCAAAUGGGGAACCCCCCAUCAUCCCCAAACCAGAAAGGGUGGUCGGAGUGAUCGGGGCCUCUGGCAGCUCUGUGUCCAUCAUGGUGGCCAAUGUGCUCAGACUGUUUGCGAUCCCCCAGAUCAGCUACGCCUCCACUGCCCCGGAGCUGAGCGACAACAGCCGCUAUGAGUUCUUCUCCCGUGUGGUGCCCCCUGACUCCUACCAGGCCCAGGCCAUGCUGGACAUUGUCAAAGCCAUGGGAUGGAACUACGUCUCCACGCUGGCGUCUGAGGGCAACUAUGGAGAGAGCGGCGUAGACGCGUUCGUUCAGAUAUCCAGAGAAGCAGGAGGGCUGUGUAUUGCACAGUCCAUAAAGAUUCCCAGAGAACCCAGACCAGGAGAGUUUGACAAAAUCGUCAAGAGACUAAUGGAGACCUCGAACGCUCGAGGGGUCAUUAUCUUUGCUAAUGAGGACGACAUCAAGCGGGUGUUGCAGGCUGCCAAAAGAGCCAAUUUGACGGGCCACUUCCUCUUUGUUGGAUCUGACAGUUGGGGGGCCAAAAGCUCCCCCAUAGAAGACCAGGAAGAGGUGGCCGAGGGCGCUGUCACCAUCCUGCCCAAAAGAGCAUCCAUUGAUGGGUUCGAUGAGUACUUCACUUCAAGAUCUCUGGAAAACAACAGAAGAAACAUCUGGUUUGCUGAGUUCUGGGAGGAUGACUUCAAGUGCAAACUAACUCGACCAGGCAUAAAAUAUGACCCCGACAGGAGGAAAUGUACAGGCGAAGAGAGAAUCAGUCGAGACUCUCAGUACGAGCAGGAGGGCAAGGUGCAGUUUGUGAUCGAUGCUGUGUAUGCCAUGGCUCACGCUCUGCAUAGCAUGCAUCUGGACCUCUGUCCAGGCUACAUGGGUGUCUGCGAGAAGAUGGACCCCGUAGAAGGACGGAUGCUCCUCCAGUACAUCCACUCUGUAAACUUCAACGGCAGCGCAGGAACUGCAGUGAUGUUCAACGAAAAUGGAGACGCUCCCGGUCGGUACGAUAUCUUCCAGUACCAAAUGUCCAAUGUCAGCAACCCUGGUUACAGAGUCAUCGGCCAGUGGACGAACCAUCUGCGACUCAAUGUAGAGGAGAUGCUGUGGUCAGGAGGUGACCAAAAGAUCCCAGAGUCGGUGUGUAGUUUCCCCUGUGAGUCCGGUGAGAGGAAGAAGAUGGUAAAGGGUGUUCCCUGCUGCUGGCACUGUGAGCUCUGUGAUGGUUACCAGUACGUACUGGAUGAAUUCACCUGCGACAUGUGUCCCUUUGACAUGAGGCCCUUCAAGAACCGCACAGGUUGUCGGCCCACACCCAUCAUAAAACUAGAGUGGAGCUCUCCCUGGGCCAUCAUCCCCGUUUUCCUGGCAAUUCUGGGAAUUCUGGCUACUACUGGUGUUAUCGCCACCUUUGUCCGCUUCAACGACACACCCAUUGUUCGGGCAUCCGGAAGAGAGCUCAGCUACGUGCUGCUGACGGGCAUCUUCCUCAUCUACCUCAUCACCUUCCUCAUGAUUGCAGAGCCCAGUGUGAUUGUGUGUGCCUUCCGCAGGCUGCUGCUGGGACUCGGCAUGUGCAUUAGUUAUUCUGCCAUGCUCACAAAGACCAACCGGAUCUACCGCAUCUUUGAACAGGGCAAGAAGUCGGUCACACCCCCCAAGUUUAUCAGCCCCACCUCUCAGCUGAUAAUCACUUUCAUACUCAUCUCAGUCCAGGUAAACUCAAAUGCAUCUCCUAUGUACGUACAUCCAUGCAGGGUUUGUUGCAGUCUAACACUUCUUUCUCUACAGUUACUGGGUGUGUUCGUUUGGUUUGGUGUGGAGCCCCCUCACACCAACAUCGACUAUGAGGAGCUGAAGCCUCCCAAUCCAGAGUUUGCCCGUGGCAUUCUGAAGUGUGACAUGUCUGAUCUGUCACUCAUAUUGUGUCUGAGCUACAGUUUAGUGCUGAUGAUCACUUGCACGGUGUAUGCCAUAAAGAGCAGAGGGGUUCCUGAGACCUUUAAUGAGGCCAAGCCCAUUGGCUUCACCAUGUACACCACCUGUAUCAUCUGGCUGGCCUUUGUGCCCAUCUUCUUUGGAACAGCACAGUCCACUGAGAAGAUGUUCAUCCAAACCACCACUCUGACCGUCUCCAUGAGCCUGAGUGCCACUGUGUCCCUGGGCAUGCUCUACAUCCCCAAGGUCUACGUCAUCAUCUUCCACCCGGAGCAGAACGUCCAGAAGAGAAAGCGCAGCUUCAAAGCUGUGGUGCAGGCGGCCACCGUGUCCACGCGCCUGUCCCAGAAGUACAGCGAGCGACAGAACGGGGAGUCCAAGGUGGAGCUGGACAGGUCCAAGUGACACGAGAGAAAU